UUGGGAAUAUUAUUACUCAAAACAAAAAAAAUAUAUAUAUAUAUAUAUAAUGAAUUAGGUUAAAAAAGAGGGUGACGCAAGCGUGCGUUUAAAACCCAUCAAACUCUCCACUCACUUAGUUUCAUUCUUCAUUCUUCUUCUUCACCUUCCACACUUACGCAUCUCUCAUCUUCUUUUAUUUUUCCCGCAUUUUCUUCCUUUUAACUCGAGAUGGGGAGACACGAUGAUGAAACAGAGACAUCGUACAUUACAGUCCCUAGCUUCUUCAAAUGUCCUAUAUCUCUAGACGUGAUGACAUCUCCCGUUAGCCUCUGCACUGGCGUAACCUACGAUCGAGCCAGCAUCCAGCGAUGGCUCGAUGGAGGUAACAACACUUGUCCCGCUACUAUGCAACUCCUCAAAACUCAAGAUCUCGUUCCUAACCUCACUCUCCAACGUCUCAUCAAACUCUGGUCCGACUCUUCUGGUCCCGGUUCUUCUCCGAUUCUGAAUCCUCCUUCUGGUACAAAAGUUCCGACCAAGGAAGAAGUUAAUGAGUCGUUGAAUAGACUGAUGACAACUCUCUCGAGAGACGACGACGUUCGUAUUGAGAUUUUGACUAGGAUCGUUCGGUUCUUGAAAGACUCUGAUACGAACAGAGAGUUUCUCAAGAAGAAGAAGACAGAGUUUAUAACAUUGCUCGUUGGUAUCAUACGAAUGAAGACGACGACGAAGAAGAAGAUGGAGUUAGUUCUAAUGGCGACUAAGAUUUUGGAUACGAUCAAACCAGAUCGUGAAACGUUAUCGAAUCUGAUGCUCAACGACGACGGAGGAGAUUGUUUAACGGCGAUGCUCUUAGCGAUCCGACGAGGGGAUCAAGAUUCGAAGAUCGAAGCCGUUAGGGUUUUGGAUUGGAUCUCAUACGACGCUAGAUCGAAGCUCUUGGUCGCGGAACACGACGGCGUUUUAACAGAGACGAUCAAAUUGAUCAACGUCACCGACUCAGAUCCGAGUUUGAUCGAAGCGAGUUUAUCGUUUCUAAUCACAAUCUCUAAAUCGAAACGAGUCGGAUCAAAACUAAUCGCUGCUAAAGUAAUCUCCAAGAUCAAAGACAUUCUCAUGACCACGGAGAUGACGAGCGUCUCCGUGACGGAGAAGUCACUGAAGCUGUUGGAGACUCUGUCGUCGAAGCGAGAAGGGAGAGCAGAGAUGUGCGGGGAAGACAACGGGAGAUGCGUGGAAGGAGUUGUGAACAAGCUUUUGAAAGUGUCGACGGCGGCGACGGAGCACGCGGUGACGAUACUGUGGUGUUUGUGCUAUGUUUUCAGGGAAGGUACGGCGGCGGUGGAGAGGAGUAACGGAGUGACGAAGCUGUUGGUGGUGAUACAGAGCAACUGCUCGGUGAUGGUGAGACAAAUGGCUAAAGAUCUCAUUAAAGUGUUGAAGAUUAACUCUUCUGCUUUGUCUGCUUAUGAGACCAAGACCACUCAUAUUAUGCCUUUUUGAUUUUUAUAUUUUUGUUAUUAUAAGAUAAGAAACAAAAAUAUGUUACUGGCGAACUAUUUUGAAACCUAGUCGAGAUAUUUGUAAAUCAUCCUUAGGCAAGUUUUGUUAUAGUGUAAUCGAUUUUACUACUAAUGAAUGGUUUCUUGUAA
This is a messenger RNA of Camelina sativa (false flax), 1634 nucleotides long. RefSeq names its product U-box domain-containing protein 29. Lineage: Eukaryota; Viridiplantae; Streptophyta; Magnoliopsida; Brassicales; Brassicaceae. Gene Ontology annotation, biological process: protein ubiquitination. The record is from RefSeq and is a predicted model, not a curated record. Gene Ontology annotation, molecular function: ubiquitin protein ligase activity.